Molecule: messenger RNA, 4015 nt
Organism: Brienomyrus brachyistius
Lineage: Eukaryota; Metazoa; Chordata; Actinopteri; Osteoglossiformes; Mormyridae
Gene: usp48
Product: ubiquitin specific peptidase 48
Exons: 24
Coding region: 135-2978 (947 amino acids)
Biological process (GO): protein deubiquitination
Cellular component (GO): cytosol; nucleus
Molecular function (GO): cysteine-type endopeptidase activity; protein binding; cysteine-type deubiquitinase activity
Source: RefSeq, a predicted model, not a curated record
AUCAUACGUGAAUAUACGUAUUACGUGUACACGAGGCGUACGAGCAAGUUUGAAAAGAGGAAACAUUUGUUUCAAAAACAGACGUGUAAACGGUCAGUGAGUCUCAGCCAGUAUUGGGAUGGUGGUGAUGUAGCAUGGCUCCACGAAUCCAGCUUGAGAGAGCCGCCUGGAGCUGGGCUGACACUGUGAAGCCGGAGGAUGUGACGGAGGAGCACAUCGAGAAGGCGUACCGUAUCCGAGUGCCGGCCUGUAAAAGGGCCGUAUGCAGGAGAAACUGUAAAGGAAAUCCUAAUUGUCUUGUUGGUAUCGGAGAACAAGGGUGGCUAGGUGAAAUAGAUGAAAAUUCCUUCCACAGUAUUGAUGAUCCAAAUUCAGAAAGGCGAGACAAGAACAAGUUUGUUGGCUUGACAAACCUAGGAGCGACAUGCUAUGUGAACACAUUCUUGCAGGUAUGGUUUCACAAUCUAGAGCUGCGCGAAACCCUUUACCUAUGUCAGAAUUCCAGAGCGGAGGAACACAACAUGGAGUCAGACUAUGAGCCCCAGAGUAUAUGUGAACAUCUGCAGUACCUGUUUGCAUUGCUGCAGAACAGCAACAGAAGAUAUAUUGAUCCAUCAGGUCUGGUGAAGGCAUUGGGCUUGGAUACAGGACAACAGCAGGAUGCUCAGGAGUUCUCCAAGCUUUUCUUGUCUCUCUUGGAAGAUACCCUUUCGAAACAGAAGAACCCAAAUCUACAGAAUGUAAUACAACAGCAGUUUUGUGGGCAGUUUGCUUACGUUACUGUAUGCAAUCAUUGUGGUCGUUCAUCUCUACUUCCUUCACGCUUCUAUGAGUUGGAGCUCAGCAUCCAGGGUCAUAAGCAGCUGACAGAAUGUAUUACAGACUUUCUUAAGGAAGAGAAGUUGGAAGGUGACAACCGAUACUUCUGUGAGAAUUGUCACAGUAAGCAAAAUGCAACCCGCCACAUCAAGUUGCAGAACCUCCCACGCACCCUUAAUCUGCAGCUGAUGCGUUUUGUUUUUGACAGGCAAACUGGUCACAAGAAGAAACUAAACACCUUCAUUAGUUUCCCUGAAGUUUUGGAUAUGGGACCCUUUCUGGAGGAAAAAGAUGGAAAAUGUGUAUAUGAGCUAAAUGCUGUGCUCAUUCACCGGGGCAUCAGUGCUUACUCAGGGCACUAUAUUGCUCAUGUGCGUGAUGACCGCACCAAAGAAUGGUACAAGUUUAACGACGAGGAGAUUGAAAAAAUGGAGGGAAAGAAACUGCAGCUUGGAAUAGAUGAUGAUAUUGCUGAAGCAAAGUCUCAGACACGUAAACCCAAGUGCAGUAAAGGAUCCCACUGCUCCCGCAACGCUUAUAUGCUAGUGUACAAGCAGCAGACAGAAAGUGAUGUUAAUGAAAAGAUUACAGAGGAGGUACCAGCCUUCCUUCAGAAACUAGUGGACAGGGACAACAGAAAGUUUGAAGAGUGGUGCAUAGAAAUGGCAGACAUGCGGAAACAAAGUGUUGACAAAGGCAAAGCCAAGCAUGAAGAGGUGAAGGAACUCUACGAAUUGUUACCUGCGGAAGACGGUCAGCCAUUUGAGUUUGUCCCCUUGGAAUGGCUUAAAAAGUGGCUGGAUGACUCAAGCGUUACAAAAUCUAUAGACAACUCCAAAUUCCUUUGUUCCCAUGGGAAAUUACACCUAGACAAAAUUGGAGACAUAAAGAGAAUAUCUGCAAAUGCUGCAGAACACUUGUUUGAACGAUAUGGAGGGAGUCCCAGAUUAGAUCGGUCUUCCCUUUGUAAGGAAUGUGUAGUACAAAGAUGCAGAGUGCUACGGCUCAAGAAUCAGUUAAACAAAGAUUACAAAGAAGUUUCCAGCCUUAUGAAAAUACCAGUAAAAAGUAAUGAAGGUUUUUGGGUCGGAAAAACCUCUUUGAGAUGCUGGAGACAACUGGCACUAGAACAAUUAGAAGAGUGUGAAAAAGAAAUGCAGCAGCCUAAUGGAAAAACAAAUGGGGAAGGACCAGAAAUUUCUGCGCUCCAAGACACUGACAGCAAAGAUCAAGAAAAUGAAGAGAUGAAAACCUUUAAUGAAGAUAUUCUCUGUCUUCAUGGGGGCAUGUCCAUAUCAGUGGGUGAGAAGAAACUAAUCUCUCAUGAUGUGUGGAGCAGGCUUAAAGUGUACUUCCCCAGUGCUCCGGAGUUUGCCUACAAUCAAGAUUCCUGUCAGCAGUGCAUAAUGUUAGAAAGGGAAGGAAAGGAAAAUGAAGAACUGAACAGGAUGAUGGCCAUUGAGCAGAAAACCAACCUCCUUAAUCUCUUUCAAGAUAGGAAUCGUCCGACGCUACAUAAAUGGCCACAGGAAACAGAUGUUCUGUACAUUGUUUCCUUGUUUUUUGUGGAUGAAUGGAAGAAAUUUAUCAGGAAACCUACAAAGAGUAGCCCUGUCUCUAGCAUUGGUAACAAUGUUCUGCUCUGUCCACAUGGAGGCUUCAUGUUCACAUACGAAUCUCUGGUCAAAGGUGAUGCUCAGCAUGUAGUUCUGCUCUGGCCAAGUGAAUGGGAUGUCAUAAGCAGGCUGUUCCUCGUGGAUCAACCCAUUUCAAUUUACAGGCUGAGUGAAAACAUUCAAAACAACACAAAUGUACACUACCGAACUCAACCAGAGUUAUGCUUGGAUUGCAGAGAGGGACUGAUUUUCCAGCAGCAGAGAGACCUGCAGGAAUACACCCAAGCCACUGUCUAUGUCCGUAAAGUCACUAACAAAAGAAUUAUGAAGGAGAGUGCACCUGAGCUCAAUGUCAGUGGCUCAGAGGCUGAAGAUGAGAGGGAAGAACUAAAAGUUGAAGGUGAAAGUGACCCUGAUUUUUACCAGAUCACCCAGCCCUACCUCUUGUGUACUCCAAGCCAAGAAAUUUCUCUUCAUCUCUUAAAAUUGGAUGAACUCAAAUUCUACUAUUUUGUAAAUCCAGGACCUCUGUUUUGUACUUGAUAUGCCACAUUUCAUCACAAUAAAAAAUGGUAAUGCAAAAUAUUUUUUGGAAAAUUUGUUGAAUUAAAAUGGAAUGACCCAGGUGUAAAGUGCCCUGAAAACUUAUUCUUGGAUCCUCGAGCUCAGCACUGCUGUAACUUUAAUGGGUGCUUAUAUUAUCCACAAUUUUUUUUAAUAGUGCACUGUCCGCUCAAAAUACAUAUAACGUAUGUAUAAGUAAAAUAAUCGUGUUCUGGCCCACCUCUCCAAGCAGGUCAGGACAUGGUUAAGUGCAUGACGCCUGGGCUCGGUAUAAAGCGAUCACACUGUGCUCCGGCAUGGUACAGAUGGGCUAGCAUGAGUACACCAUAAAGCCAGGUUCGAACUUCUCCACACGCGUGCUAGUGGAUGUGUCGGCUCAAAUGUUUAUGACGUGUUUGACGUCACUGUGUGCCUCCGCAGAUGAAUGCCUGAUGCACUCCAAAUUUGUGUCCGUACAGUGGUGUGCAUGCAGCUCUGGACACACUGCGCAUGAUCAGUUUGCUAGCAUCCACUUUAAAUUCUAACAUGGGUGCUUUUUUUAUAUUUAUAUUAAUAUUAUAAUAAAAAGAUAAAUACAACAUGUUGUGCGCAUGUGGAAAGUACGUGACUCGACUGGAGAACUACGAACGUUUCCAUGUACGCAUAUGCAGAGUGGAUACGUGAAUGUUGCGCUUGUGUGAAGAAGUAUGAACCAGCCUUAAGGGUGCUACGGUCUUCCUGUUGUCCACAUGUGACGGACAGUGUUUAAAGCUGCGUAUACACUAUUGUGCCCUAUGAUUAUGUACGAUAAAAAUUAUAUACCUCAGAUACAGUGGGGAUAUGAUUAUAUUUUCCAUUGGAGUCACGCCACCCCCUUGUUGAAUUUGUUUUACAAGUUUGUGGUCUUUCUCAUUCUUUAAUCAAUUAAAUAGCUUAUUUUGAUAUUUUUAUUCUUUGAUAUUUCCUCUCAGUUCCAAUUAAGAAAAAAAAUCAGCAAAAUCAACAGAUUGGUUGAGAAUCACUUGAGAAUGAAAGGC